Molecule: messenger RNA, 4179 nt
Organism: Salvelinus namaycush (lake trout)
Lineage: Eukaryota; Metazoa; Chordata; Actinopteri; Salmoniformes; Salmonidae
Product: epidermal growth factor receptor kinase substrate 8-like protein 1
Exons: 18
Coding region: 33-2162 (709 amino acids)
Biological process (GO): Rho protein signal transduction; positive regulation of ruffle assembly; regulation of Rho protein signal transduction
Cellular component (GO): plasma membrane; ruffle membrane; vesicle
Molecular function (GO): actin binding
Source: RefSeq, a predicted model, not a curated record
GAAAACCCAGAUAUAUAUCAAGUAACAGUCACAUGAUGACAAACGUCUCACGAUAUCUUAUCAAUCACCUGGUGACGUUCUCCCUGCAGGAUGGGGAGGUGAAGAGUGUGGAUGAGGCCCAGUCUCGUCUGUCCCAACUGGCCCGGGCGGAGAAGCUGUGGAGCCAGCAGAUAGUUCUGGAGAUUAGCCCUGAGGCCCUCCGACUCAGAGACACACAGAGCCAGGAUGAGUUGGAGAAAUAUCCAGUUUCAUCUAUCCAUCGCUGUGACGCCAUGCUCACUGAGAAACGAUUUCCAUCCCUUCUGUUACUCGUUUGCCAAAGCACACCUCAGAAAAAGCCUGACGUUCUCUUCUUCAACUGUGAGACAGUAAGGGCAGAGCAAAUUCGUGACGACAUCACAAGGGCAGUGUCAGGUUACUCAUCGAGGUCCAAGAAGCGCCCAGAGGCCCUCAGACUUCCUCCGAUAGACCCUGUUCUUCCUCAAAAUACCAAAGCAGCGAUGAUGGACCCCUACGGAAUUCCGAGUCCCCCCAUUCCACAUGCUCCCAAUGCCCCGCCUGCCAACCCUCCACCCUACCCGGGAAUCAGAGGCAAGAAGACAGGAACCAUCGUGUUUGUGCAUGCUCUGGUAAUGAAUGGGAAUGGACGCUCUGAAUCUUCUUCUAUGUCCUCAACAGCGAAUGGCGUCAACAGCGGGCAACAACCUGAUAGCUCUUUUCUACGAGCUGAGAAAGAAGUGGGGAUCCUUAAUCACUGUUUCGAUGACAUUGAGGUCUUCAUGGCAAAGCUCCAACAGACGGCAGAAGCUGCCUCAGUUUUAAGCCAGAGGAAGAAGAAGAAGAAGAGUCGCAAGCAAACACCAGAGGAGGACUUGCUUACUGCAAAAGCUCGCCCUCCACCUGAAGAAGAAUUCAUGGACAUCUUCCAAAAAUUGAAAUACUGCUUCAGCCUACUGGCUCGUCUCAAGUCUUCCAUCUCCAACCCAUCCUCAGAAGAGCUGCUCCACCAUGUGUUCAAACCUCUACAUAUACUGGUGAGGACUACCGGGGGCCCUGCUCUAGGGGCCUCAGUGACCAGUCCUGCCCUGACCAACUCAGCCGUAACCCUGCUUCAAGACAACCUGUCUGAGGAGGAGAGGCUGCUAUGGACGGCUCUGGGGCCCCACUGGACACUCCCACGUUCUCAGCUCAAAGGGCCAGUGGCCCCAUACACACCGGUAUUUCUGGACGGGUGGAAGCCAGAGGCCACCAGAGCAGACAGGCAGGUUUAUGAGGAUCCAGUUGAGUCACAACACAAACAUGAAGCCCUGAAAGAAAAACAAGAGUUGCAGCCUACUCAGCCAGUUGGACCUCCAGUCACCCCUAAGAGCAAUGAAAUGGAUAGCAGUGUCCUACCCCCCGAGGGAGAGAGGAUGUACAGUUGCAGCUAUGACUUUGUGGCCCGCAACAACAGUGAGCUAUCAGUACAACAGGGAGAUACACUGGAGGUCGUGGAGUCUUCCAAACGCUGGUGGAAGUGUCGUAAUCGCUUCAACGAGGUUGGCUUUGUCCCAUUCAACAUCCUGGAGCCAGUGGCUCACAUAGACAGCCCUGUCACCAUGAGAGAACCUAAGCCUCCGGUCUCACCUGCCCUGAACAAUACUCACAUUCCUCCCAGCCCUCCAGCCUUUAACCCUAGCUCCUUGACUCCUAGCCCCUCAGCGUACCACCGCCCUCGCCCACUAUCAUACAACCAAUACAGCCAACACAUUCCAGCCGGAGAUGACGCAGACAAAGUCAUGAUGGUGAACGACGAACUGCUCCAGAGACUGACCAAUGGGAAGGCCAACCUGAACAAGCCACUGGUUAUCCCUCGCUCGGCGGACACCUUGGUCCCCCUGGACUACAACUCACCCCCCGAGGAGGUGGAGCAGUGGCUCAGGGGGAAGGGCUUCAGUGAGACGACGGUGACAUUACUGGGAAAGCUGACAGGAGCCCUGCUCUUCUCUCUGAACAAGGAGGACCUACGACAGGUCCUACCAGACGAGGGCGCCAGAGUGUACAGCCAGCUCACUGUGCAGAAAGCACUGUUGGAGGACGCCCGGAAGGCCACUGAGCUGGAGGCAGUGAUGGAAAAACAGAAGAUGAAGAUGGAUCUGAAGCUGGAGAGUAGCACACUAUAAGACCCACGUUUCAGACAUCAUGUGUCACUCCCCCAUAAGGAAGACUACAAUUAAAAGAGAAAAAUGCCUGCACACUGGCUUGAUUCUAUCUCACAAACAUUCAAAAACUGUCAGAUGUAACAUUAUGCAAAUGUUAUGGUUGCUCUUCCAAGCCAGACUGUGGAGUCUUGAAUCCAGGAUUUGCUUUUUGUUGCAAAUGCUUGCUUCAAUUAAAACUUUUUAGGAUAAACUGUCCUCUGUUAAGCCAAUGUACAAUGUGCAUCCGUAAUCUUUGCUAUAUUCUAUAAUAUUUUCUCCUUUCUAUGUUGACUUAGAAUCAUUUGUGCAUUGUACCAAUUACACCUGCUAUUUGCAGACUAACUUAACGUAUACUGUAUCUACUCGUCUUGUUUAUGUCUGUUAUUUAUACACUCACACAAUAUAUUAGAAGAUAAAUACUUUUCUUUGAGUAGAACAUAAACUUUACACUUAGGCCCUGAGCAAAGAUCUCAGGUAAAUAGAUUAAUACAAUUCUGGGAUUUUUAUUCAGGCUUCAGACAAAAUCAUCUUCUAGCAAAAUAAUACGAACAGACCUGACCAAUACUAGAGCUGGCACCCAUUAGGAAAAGUUGUGCAUUCCUUUAAAUGUGUUUGCAUCCAAUUUCAAGUGACUGACAUACAUGAACCAACAUAUUCAGAAGAUGUACAAGCUGCGGAUUCAGCAUCAAAAUACUGGAAAGUAAAAUGAACAUAAGCAGGUACUUAGGAUAUUGUUCCCAGCACCAAGUGUCAUAGUCCAAAACCAGGGUAACGUGGCUGACUACCUGGGUAACGUAGCUGACUACCAGGGUGACGCAGCUGACUUCUAGGGUCACAUACAGUCAUUCUCAAUGCAAAACAGCAUUUCCUACUCAAUCCAUUGGAGAGAAAUGCAAAGUCCAUCAUGUCUACUACACACAAAUACAGACUUCACAUAACAUGAAAACUUGGAACAAACUUGUAAAAUUCUAUAAAAAAAAAAAUACUCCAUUUGUGAACACAAAGGCAAAUAAAAUCUAAAGCGUAAGAAAAUCCUGUCCGUAUUAUGACAUAUUCAAUCGAACUGCUACAAUCUCUCCAGAUAUAAAUGUGCCGUCAAUCAGUCUAGGCCACAACUAUAGAAGCAAAGGGUAUUUCACAAGCUGACAGAAAUGAGCUCACUAAUGUUCACAACUGACCAAAUUCCUUUUGUAUUUCCAAAUGUCCUGAUCCAGUCAAACAACAAUAUGUUUUAGUUGAACAAUCUUAUAAUCUGUUCUGCACAUAUCCGACCUAUGAUUACUGGAAUGUUAAAUAUUUUUUGCAAAUUACUGCAACCAGCAUUGUGAAAUAGCCUCUAGGAAGGGAAGAAAGCGUCGCAGAGAGAAGCCAAUCUAAGGCAGUAUGCCAAGUCGUGUUCAUUAGGGCACUAAUUGAAAACCUUUCGCUACAUUUUUACGGGAAAGCAAAAAUGUGCUUUUCUUAUUGGACAAAUCCAGAUGACCCCUCCCUGUUUCAGUCCGGUUUCUUCCGUUUGGUGCCUAAUGAACACGACCCAGGACAGUAUGCAGGAAGUAUGAUUAAGCAGUGUCUCAAUCCCACAGCAAUCCUGACAAUUUAAAAAUAACAGUAUCAAAACACAGAAACAUUUAAAUGCUCUAUUCUUUAAGUUUAUGGUUCAUUCAAUGGUCAUUCAUUUAUCCUUUCUAUAGCUACCACUUAACAUGUAUAUUUAGGAUCGUUUCAUAGAAUUUAUAUAUACAUAAAAUCAAAUGUAUUGCAAUCAACAGCCUUCACUUAAAACAUAUGCUGGCAGGACUUUGUGCACCCCCACACCAUUCAACAACUACCAUCACCCACACCCUUAUCCCAGGAUAUAUUUGAAUGCUUGAAAUAUAUACAGUCCCAGUCAAAAAGCCACAACACAACUAAUUGGAUCAAAGGUAUUAAGGGAAGAAAUACAACAAAUUAACUUAACAAGGCACACCUGUUCAUUGAAAUGCAUUCCAGGUGACUACCU